Messenger RNA from Hylaeus anthracinus, 2490 nucleotides. Its product is annotated as KIF-binding protein. The coding region runs from base 32 to 1822 and encodes 596 amino acids. The transcript has a single exon. NCBI's taxonomy places the organism in Eukaryota, Metazoa, Arthropoda, Insecta, Hymenoptera, Colletidae. Gene Ontology annotation, molecular function: protein binding. The record is from RefSeq and is a predicted model, not a curated record.
UAUAUUGGUUUAUAUUUGACAACGCCUAAUCAUGACAGAUAUGGAAUCCAAUAAGGAAGUAGACGUGUUUAAAGACAUGCAAACCAAGUUCAAGUCCAUCCAGAAACUGUUGGAUGACGAUAAGAAAUUCAGUAUACAGAGCGAACCGUAUAAAAUGAAAUACGAAGCUAUAGAAAUUCUGCAAACUAUGGAAAGAGACAUAGUUGAUCAUCUUACAACAAACACAUCUACAGAAGAGGGUGAAACAUCGCUUGCAUUUAUACAAUUACAGCUCGGUUUACUAUAUGUCGAUACGGAGCAAUUGAAAGCCGGAGAAGUAUCAUGCACAAAAUGUCUGCAAGUAUUGAAAGACAAAACAUUGGAUCCAUCAGCAGUUUCCAUAGUGAUCUCUGCUCUGAAUCAGUUAGGUUUAAUAUGGUCUCAUUGGAAUGAACCUAUGCAGGCUAAGACUUUCUUAGAACGCGCAGAGAAGAUCUACUAUGAUUUUAAAAACAUGGAUGGCGUAUGCAAGUUUCCUGUUCAUUUACCUAUGAUCGGCUUUAAAGUAACGAAAAACAAACCAUGUCCUCAAGAAACAUUCGAGAGUAUCCAUACUUUAACGCUGUACUUCUUAGCUCAAGUAUACAAGUCUCUGGAAGACAAUCACAAAGCCGCUAUGUACUGUCAUUUGACUUUACGCAGGCAGUUGGGUGGCGAUACCAUAGCUGAAGACCUGGAUUAUAUCGAUUGGGCGUUAAACGCAGCUACCCUGUCGCAAUACUUCAUGGAGAACGAUAGCAUUCCUCUAGCCAAGCAUCAUUUAGCAGCCGCGUCUUAUGUAUUACAGAAGUACGAAGACAUAUUGAAAGUUCAAAGUUUGAACGACGGAGGAAGCGAAGAAAUGGAAGCCAAGUGGGAAAAUUUCAAGCACAGAAGCGCAGACGUAGCUAGAUGCUGGGCUAAAUAUGGAAUUUUACUUAUGUGCAUAUCGAAACAAAGACUUCUAGAUGAUGGGGGAACAAAGCAAGGGAACGAUGGGUUGGAUAAUGAAAAUCCCCCAAUGCCAAACCUGACUGAUUUAAAAUUUGAUAUUUUAGAGAAAGAUAUAGAGCCAAUCGCGAGCCGAAUCACUGAUAAGUACCUGUUAGAUUUCGAGGAUGCCAGACUAGUGUUUUUAAACGUCCAGAAAUGGUUGGACCAAGCAAAGUCGUAUUACACAUUAGAGGAUCAUGCAUCCGAUCACAUAGCCAUCGUACAAGAUGUUUCCCAAGCGUACAUGUACCUAGCAUUCUUCGAAGAAGACGAGGACAGACAAGCGAAAAUGCACAAAAAGAGAAUAAACAUUCUCGAAGAUGUCAUCAAGGAGAUAAGUCCGCGAUACUACAGAUCCGCUUGCAGGCAGAUUUGGAUCGAAUUAGGAACAACCUACUCGGAUCUUCUCGAGAUAAAGCUCGAUCGUUCCCGUGACACGAAGCGAACGCCGCAAGCAGUGGCAAAGAUUAAUCACCUAAUCAAAAGUUCCAUAAAGAAUUUCCAAUCGUUCAUCGAUUCCUUAGAAAUUGGUACUUCCAAUUCCGGAACCGAACUUCCCGACGACGUGUUGCAUACGGCCCUGAUGGCUCACUUUCACAUCGGUAGAUUGUACAAUUCAAUAAUAUCCACCGACAAAGCAGUCUUAAUAGAGAACACGCAAAACAGUCUGAACGCUUACAAAUUCGUGAUCGAUUACUGCGAGAAGCAUAGCAACGCGAGGGAAUUAAUUAAAUGUGAAUUGAGCUUUUGUAAAGAAAUAGUCAGUCUACUCCCCUUGAAAAUACGGAGAAUACAAGAAAAGAGUUGGUGAACCUAGAUUCUAUGUCCUUAGAUGUAAUUCGAUAUUAUCUGUUAAAAUAAAAUGCUUAAAUAACUGUUCGAAGAAGUUAAAUGUUCGGUUACAUUAUGUACAGUUGCGAAGCUUGUUUUAGUUCUAAGACUAUUUUAUUAUUAUAAAAUAAUUACAAUAUGAACGCGUGUUGUGUAAAUUGUAUCACAAAAUUGCAUUUCUUUUCGUUUAAGGGAUCAUUCUGCUUUAUUGGUCAAUAGAAACAUGCUUCUUCGCUAAGUUUUUUUUUAAAUAUUACGAAACCAUUUAUUUUAAUCUUCAUGCAUAUAUUUAUUAUGCUUUUAGAAUUAUAUUAGAAUUUUUUCAAGAAGAAAUAUGAAUGUUAUAUUGAACUAUCUUUAAUUAAAGAAUAAUCUAUUUUAAAAGCAUAAUAAAUAUACGCAUGAAGUUUUAAGUAAAUCGUUUUGUGAUAUCAUUUCGAAAGAAAUGAGCGAAAAAGCAUAUUUUUCUUGGCCAUUAAAGUAGAAUGACCCCUCAGAAUUCUAUGUAUCGUACUACAUUAAAACACAAUAAAAAAAAAAAUUGCCUAAGUAGCUCGGAUUUUUAUACUUUGUAACAGACUAUUAUUAUUAUAAAUUAAAGAACCGAGAGGUGUACAUACAACAACAACAACAACAAGAACGUGCUGU